Leishmania mexicana MHOM/GT/2001/U1103 is the source of this 848-nucleotide messenger RNA. RefSeq lists its product as uncharacterized. NCBI's taxonomy places the organism in Eukaryota, Euglenozoa, Kinetoplastea, Trypanosomatida, Trypanosomatidae. The transcript has a single exon. The record is from RefSeq and is a predicted model, not a curated record. The annotation marks the transcript as partial.
AUGCGGCGAGGCUUCGCCGGCAAUUGUCUGUGCGGAUUUGGCGGCAGAACCCGUGCGGGUGCGGCUGCAUUGUCUAGAGUCUCUUUGUUCGGCUGUCGGUUGCCGGCGGCGAGUGGCGGAUGCGGCGGCGUGGUCUGUGUGUUGUCGCACGGCGGUCACUGGCGUGAGUGUGAGGGGGGCACGCCUGGCCCUCUGCCGUCACCGAGAAAGCGGUGGAAUAGUCUGGAAGGGCUCUUGGCUGGUGUGGGUCCGACGCACCCGGCCAGCGUUUUCGACGACGGGCCCGUGGCUCUUGGCCGCCUCGUGAGCAAAUUGUCGGAGGCGUCUUACACGGUGGAGAUGCUGGGUACUGCCGAGAGGGGUUGCCACGGGGGGAACCGCCGCCGGGCCGCGGCGCAGCUGUUGACGGUGGAUGCUGGCACGCGGGUGACGGUCAGGAUGGAGAAGGAUCCCUCGAGCACAGCGGCGGUGGCGCAGUCCGCCAUGCAUAUGAUGGGCACUAUCGUAAAGGUGGACGGAGAUGCCACGUAUGUUAUACUAAUGGAGAGCGGCGAGGUGGAGCUCUCUGUGGCACGUGAACGCAUUGUGGCGCUGCAGCCGCCGAAGAAGCUGCUCCACAGCGCGAGGCUGGUGGCGCUGGUAGGCUGGCUGCGCUCCUGCGUGCACGACCCGCGGAACGUCGAGGCCAUCGCGCUGAUCCUGUUCAGCGGCGGCUGGCGGGAGGAGCGGAUGCACCUGCUGGGUGGCGUGGAUCUCCUCCCGCUUGUGUUGUGUCGAANGUGGAGCUGGACAGCAUUAUGGAGAAGGUGCAGUGNGAGCGCGACCACUACAGGGCGAUGCCCAUGCUG